AGAGCCAGAGCAGGAUGGAGAGGAGACGCAUCACCUCCGCUGCUCGCCGCUCCUACGUCUCCUCAGGGGAGAUGAUGGUGGGGGGCCUGGCUCCUGGCCGCCGUCUGGGUCCUGGCACCCGCCUCUCCCUGGCUCGAAUGCCCCCUCCACUCCCGACCCGGGUGGAUUUCUCCCUGGCUGGGGCACUCAAUGCUGGCUUCAAGGAGACCCGGGCCAGUGAGCGGGCAGAGAUGAUGGAGCUCAAUGACCGCUUUGCCAGCUACAUCGAGAAGGUUCGCUUCCUGGAACAGCAAAACAAGGCGCUGGCUGCUGAGCUGAACCAGCUGCGGGCCAAGGAGCCCACCAAGCUGGCAGACGUCUACCAGGCUGAGCUGCGAGAGCUGCGGCUGCGGCUCGAUCAACUCACCGCCAACAGCGCCCGGCUGGAGGUUGAGAGGGACAAUCUGGCACAGGACCUGGCCACUGUGAGGCAGAAGCUCCAGGAUGAAACCAACCUGAGGCUGGAAGCCGAGAACAACCUGGCUGCCUAUAGACAGGAAGCAGAUGAAGCCACCCUGGCCCGUCUGGAUCUGGAGAGGAAGAUUGAGUCGCUGGAGGAGGAGAUCCGGUUCUUGAGGAAGAUCCACGAGGAGGAGGUUCGGGAACUCCAGGAGCAGCUGGCCCGACAGCAGGUCCAUGUGGAGCUUGACGUGGCCAAGCCAGACCUCACCGCAGCCCUGAAAGAGAUCCGCACGCAGUAUGAGGCAAUGGCGUCCAGCAACAUGCAUGAAGCCGAAGAGUGGUACCGCUCCAAGUUUGCAGACCUGACAGACGCUGCUGCCCGCAACGCGGAGCUGCUCCGCCAGGCCAAGCACGAAGCCAACGACUACCGGCGCCAGUUGCAGUCCUUGACCUGCGACCUGGAGUCUCUGCGCGGCACGAACGAGUCCCUGGAGAGGCAGAUGCGCGAGCAGGAGGAGCGGCACGUGCGGGAGGCGGCCAGUUAUCAGGAGGCGCUGGCGCGGCUGGAGGAAGAGGGGCAGAGCCUCAAGGACGAGAUGGCCCGCCACUUGCAGGAGUACCAGGACCUGCUCAAUGUCAAGCUGGCCCUGGACAUCGAGAUCGCCACCUACAGGAAGCUGCUAGAGGGCGAGGAGAACCGGAUCACCAUUCCCGUGCAGACCUUCUCCAACCUGCAGAUUCGAGAAACCAGCCUGGACACCAAGUCUGUGUCAGAAGGCCACCUCAAGAGGAACAUCGUGGUGAAGACCGUGGAGAUGCGGGAUGGAGAGGUCAUUAAGGAGUCCAAGCAGGAGCACAAGGAUGUGAUGUGAGGCAGGACCCACCUGGUGGCCUCUGCCCCGUCUCAUGAGGGGCCCGAGCAGAAGCAGGAUAGUUGCUCCGCCUCUGCUGGCACAUUUCCCCAGACCUGAGCUCCCCACCACCCCAGCUGCUCCCCUCCCUCCUCUGUCCCUAGGUCAGCUUGCUGCCCUAGGCUCCGUCAGUAUCAGGCCUGCCAGACGGCACCCACCCAGCACCCAGCAACUCCAACUAACAAGAAACUCACCCCCAAGGGGCAGUCUGGAGGGGCAUGGCCAGCAGCUUGCGUUAGAAUGAGGAGGAAGGAGAGAAGGGGAGGAGGGCGGGGGGCACCUACUACAUCGCCCUCCACAUCCCUGAUUCCUGUUGUUAUGGAAACUGUUGCCAGAGAUGGAGGUUCUCUCGGAGUAUCUGGGAACUGUGCCUUUGAGUUUCCUCAGGCUGCUGGAGGAAAACUGAGACUCAGACAGGAAAGGGAAGGCCCCACAGACAAGGUAGCCCUGGCCAGAGGCUUGUUUUGUCUUUUGGUUUUUAUGAGGUGGGAUAUCCCUAUGCUGCCUAGGCUGACCUUGAACUCCUGGGCUCAAGCAGUCUACCCACCUCAGCCUCCUGUGUAGCUGGGAUUAUAGAUUGGAGCCACCAUGCCCAGCUCAGAGGGUUGUUCUCCUAGACUGACCCUGAUCAGUCUAAGAUGGGUGGGGACGUCCUGCCACCUGGGGCAGUCACCUGCCCAGAUCCCAGAAGGACCUCCUGAGCGAUGACUCAAGUGUCUCAGUCCACCUGAGCUGCCAUCCAGGGAUGCCAUCUGUGGGCACGCUGUGGGCAGGUGGGAGCUUGAUUCUCAGCACUUGGGGGAUCUGUUGUGUACGUGGAGAGGGAUGAGGUGCUGGGAGGGAUAGAGGGGGGCUGCCUGGCCCCCAGCUGUGGGUACAGAGAGGUCAAGCCCAGGAGGACUGCCCCGUGCAGACUGGAGGGGACGCUGGUAGAGAUGGAGGAGGAGGCAAUUGGGAUGGCGCUAGGCAUACAAGUAGGGGUUGUGGGUGACCAGUUGCACUUGGCCUCUGGAUUGUGGGAAUUAAGGAAGUGACUCAUCCUCUUGAAGAUGCUGAAACAGGAGAGAAAGGGGAUGUAUCCAUGGGGGCAGGGCAUGACUUUGUCCCAUUUCUAAAGGCCUCUUCCUUGCUGUGUCAUACCAGGCCGCCCCAGCCUCUGAGCCCCUGGGACUGCUGCUUCUUAACCCCAGUAAGCCACUGCCACACGUCUGACCCUCUCCACCCCAUAGUGACCGGCUGCUUUUCCCUAAGCCAAGGGCCUCUUGCGGUCCCUUCUUACUCACACACAAAAUGUACCCAGUAUUCUAGGUAGUGCCCUAUUUUACAAUUGUAAAACUGAGGCACGAGCAAAGUGAAGACACUGGCUCAUAUUCCUGCAGCCUGGAGGCCGGGUGCUCAGGGCUGACACGUCCACCCCAGUGCACCCACUCUGCUUUGACUGAGCAGACUGGUGAGCAGACUGGUGGGAUCUGUGCCCAGAGAUGGGACUGGGAGGGCCCACUUCAGGGUUCUCCUCUCCCCUCUAAGGCCGAAGAAGGGUCCUUCCCUCUCCCCAAGACUUGGUGUCCUUUCCCUCCACUCCUUCCUGCCACCUGCUGCUGCUGCUGCUGCUAAUCUUCAGGGCACUGCUGCUGCCUUUAGUCGCUGAGGAAAAAUAAAGACAAAUGCUGCGCCCUUCCCCAGAGUGGACUCUGAUCUGUUCAUGAGAGGGCGGGACUGGGGCCAAGAUGUAGCCUUUGACAAGACCAACUCAUUUCUUAUUACUGAUCAUCUCUGGGGCCCAUGCCCUCACCAAAUUCCACCCGCAGCCAAAGAGGACAUACACCAGCUCCCUCCACUCUUUUCUUCCUUCCUCUCCCUGCUACCUGCAACUCAACCAGCACAAUCUUCAUAGGCAAGAAAGCAAAGCAGCUCAAACAUGAUUCAACACUGAUCAGUGUUUACCACUGGAUAAAUCUGAGUUCACACUUUCCUUCUCUGACCUAAAUGUGAAGUCAGGAAACACAUGUGCCCUACUUCCAUCCUGAGCUCAGUCCCCAAUCUCCCACCAGCCUCAGGCCCCUCCACUUCUCAGAUCAGGUCCCAGACCUGCCCAUGAAAAUGGGGAGCAGGCUGUAACAGAUUUGUCCACAUGUUCCUACCACCUGUCCCAACCCAGGGUACCCACCCAGAGACAUCUGGUAUCAUUUAACAAACACAUUGAAGGACAACUGGUCUUCAGAGCUGAAGAGAGCUCCUAGGGGGAGAAGCUGGGACAACAGUGAAAUAAGUAGCAGCAGCAACGACAGAAGUGAAUGGUGACAAAGACUGCUGUGAUGAGCAGGUAGCCUAUCAGGGUGAGCUCCACAGCCGAGCGAGUCUCAGGAUCUGAGAACGAGGCUGGGUAGUGCCCAUGAGAUGUCACACCCAGCCGGAAGCCAGCAACUAGCACACCCUGCCUCCAGCAAUAGUAGAUGCCCCGGUCAUCCAGCUGGGUGAAGCGGAUGUGGAGCUGGUUGCCGUGGUCAAUGAACACCCUCAUGGACCUGUUGACACCCUUCAGGUACUGUGUGCGGUAGAGGUGCUGGCGGUCUUUGUCCCAGGCCACUGCAUGCUCUGGCCGGGCCCCAGGACAGGAGAUGAUGAGUCCAUGGCCCAGUCUCUGCUGGUGGAACUGAAUGGGCACCUGGGGCACCCAGGGCCGGCUGCCCACUUUGGACACAUAGUUAAUGAUGGCCAGCACGCCCUCCCGGAUGGUCUUUGUCUUCUCACAGGGUACUAAGCAGCUCCGAACCAGCACCUCAGGCGUGUGGUCCCUGGCCUUGGUCCGCAGCUUCCUUGGCACAGCCCUUGAGCCACAAGACACCACAUCGGGCACGGCCUUGAGGUAGCGUGGGGAGAGGUCUGGGCUCUGCAGGUAGCAGAGGCCGAUGCGCCACUGCUCCCCACGCACUCCGCAGCGGUCACAGGGGGUCCAUUCCCAGAAGGUGGUGAAGACAUGGAGGUGCCCAUAGUAUUCAUCUGCAAAGGGCUCCUGGCCCUUGUCCUGGAAAGUGGCCACCAUUCCCUCACUGUUCUGGAUGUCCACAUCGUAGGCGUAAAAGUAGUCCCCCUUGCGGGUGCCGCAGAAGUACAGGCCUGAGUCCUCAGACUGAGCCCUGAAAACCAACAAGCUGAACAUGCGGAUGCUGAAGCGGGUCAGCAUGUCGCUGCCCACACGUACCUGGGCUGCCUCCGUCAGCACCCGCCCAUCAAAGUCCGUCAGCACUUUGGUGUGGCUGCUACCUAGGUGCUUUUGGUAGAACCAGACUACAGCUGGCACCUCUUCGGGUUUGCAGUGACAGGGAAGCUCAAAGCUCAUGUCGGCCAGGUAGGCUGCAUUUUCAAACAUCAGGAAAGCAGGGCAGGGGGUCCUCUGAAAAAUGUUUUCCUUCUCCACAAUUUCAAAGGCCUGGAGCCCCCAUGCCCACAGGAGCACAGUGGUGAGGGCCAGGUGCAUACCUGAAGGAGGCAGGGGUCAGAGGGGCAGGGCAAAACCAGGGCAUUAAAGGCUCAUAGGGCUCCUAGAAAGCUCUGCUAAGCGGAAGCCUCUAGAUGAGGAAAGGAUUAUGCAGCCAGGAAAAGCAGCAACAAUCUGCAGAGGAAGCCGCCAAGUGCAAGGCAAUUUAUUCCCAGUGGAUGUACAAGAUGCCCUUCUAACAUUCCAGACCUGAUCUCAGGGUGGGGGGGGAAAGCCAUUCUAGAACCUGGCCUUUACUCCCCUUUCUAGAACACUGGCGCUCACCCAAGAAUGGGUCAAAGGAAACCGGAAUGAGAAGGGCGGGCCGAGGUGCUCGGGCAGGGAGAUCUCUGCCUCAGUGCUCCAGGCCCUGCCCUGCCAGCCUGGUGGAAAAGUCUUUCAUCAACCUGGGGGAUGAAGGAAACCCACCCUCCUGCAUAUCUGGCCAUCCGGGAGGCUGGCUGGACCUGAGCUGAUGGCUUGGGACUUUCCCAGGCCCAACCUGCACAAGAACUGAGUCUCUAGGGGAAAAUUCAACACCUCAAAUGAUGUAGUAUUUGAUCAUUUGUUGAUUACAUGUCCAUUCAUUGGUUUGGGGCUAUAAACAUUCUUGUUAAGAGCUGUGGAGAUCAGUGUUUGUUUACCAUAAAGAUUUUGCUUUUUCCCUUUUA
Molecule: messenger RNA, 5501 nt
Organism: Homo sapiens (human)
Lineage: Eukaryota; Metazoa; Chordata; Mammalia; Primates; Hominidae
Gene: GFAP
Product: glial fibrillary acidic protein
Exons: 9
Coding region: 15-1313 (432 amino acids)
Biological process (GO): regulation of chaperone-mediated autophagy; response to ethanol; positive regulation of glial cell proliferation
Cellular component (GO): cytoplasmic side of lysosomal membrane; cell body; astrocyte projection
Molecular function (GO): integrin binding; structural constituent of cytoskeleton; kinase binding
Source: RefSeq, marked reviewed